Messenger RNA from Hyaloscypha bicolor E, 865 nucleotides. RefSeq lists its product as uncharacterized. The record is from RefSeq and is a predicted model, not a curated record. Lineage: Eukaryota; Fungi; Ascomycota; Leotiomycetes; Helotiales; Hyaloscyphaceae. The transcript has a single exon. Bases 299 to 769 code for a protein of 156 amino acids.
AUCAACAACUGGCUCGGCCGUCUCUUUGACCGCCGCAUGUGAAGGUGUCCAAUAUGGCAAUGUACCCCAAUCAAACGAACCCACUACACCAUCUGUCUGCCACCAAUUAGCUGCAAGGCGAUAUCUCAAGGUCAAUCCAACAUAUGUGCGAUGGAAUGCCGACACAAACUGUUCGUCCGACUUCGAUGCGCCGAAUCUCAAAGAGUUUGAAGUGCCGCCAGACCAGAUAGAUACCCUGGGUCCUUCAAGCCAAGUUGCAUCCUCUCCCCUUCAGCACUCGCUCCCGAAUCAGGAUUGUAUGUCUGUCACGAAGGGUGUAGGCCAAUCCAAACAUCUACCCUCAAGCUCCGUCAUCGGCACUUUAAUGAGCAAGAUAUCUCUUAGCCAAGCAUCAACUUCGCACGAUGCAGAUAAUUCUCGCAUAUCCGACAAUUGUUCUGGGGUGCAGACCUUUGAUGCUACGUCUCCGAUAAUACUGCCCAGCGUAUUGUCCGAGUACCGCAGGCUGCACAUCAACCAGAACCGACUACGUCGCUGUAUUCAAUGGAAACGAGCCACAGAAUUACAGCGUGCAAUGCUAUGUGAGAAGCUACUCCGACAAGUCGAACUCUUGAUAUGGAUGUACGUUCAAGAAGUGCUCAGUGCUCUGUCUGAAAAGAGAAUUUGUACGAAAUGGAUGCAUGUGGGAAUUCUACUGUACGCAUUUCGGCGACUAUGUCUGCACCGCCAAGCUACUGGAUUUCACUUAUUAAAUUGGGAGCAAACGUAAACGGCCUCCAUAAUGCCGGGCAAACCGGAGGUUUUCAGCCAUUGUGACGACUUCUGCUAUUUUGCUUGAGCUUCUGAGGGUUCAAGGAUUCAACUU